AUGACUCGCAAUGGAGGUUUACACAAGGAGAACAACAACGAGGUCCCCCAGGCUAUUGCCGGUGCACUCCAGGCUGCUGGCCAGUGGCGUACUAACGCAGCCAACGGGCCUCCUCUCGACGCCCCGCCAAUGUUCAAUAGUGAUCCCUCCCAGAUGCCUGAGGACGCCGACUCUCCCUUUAAAGAGGCCGCUUCGUACUCCGUUACGAAGCGGGGAAAUCACCCGCGUUCAGGCCAGAAAGUCCCGCCCUCCAGCUACGAUCUCAUGGUUAGCUAUGACUCGUUCAACUUUCAGCACUUGAUCUCUCCACGGCCGUACCUAAUGAUCGCUGGAUCUGAUGCUCAGAAUCUUCAUUUCAGUAGAGAUGCAGUUGCUGCUGCGCGUGAGCCCAGGGAGCUGUUUGUUGUUGAUGGAAAGAACCAUUUCGACCUCUAUGAUGACCUCACGGUAUCUGGACCAAAGCUUGUGAAUUACUUUGGAAAGAAUCUUUAA
This is a messenger RNA of Penicillium hordei, 492 nucleotides long. RefSeq lists its product as uncharacterized. The transcript has a single exon. The record is from RefSeq and is a predicted model, not a curated record. Lineage: Eukaryota; Fungi; Ascomycota; Eurotiomycetes; Eurotiales; Aspergillaceae. The coding region runs from base 1 to 492 and encodes 163 amino acids.